CAAGUAUCGUAUAUCAGUACGCUUCACUUUGCGUCGUCCCUGCUCACCAGCGCGAGCAUGGCGUCAGGCGACGGGCCUGCGCCAAAGCGGCGGAAAUUAUCUCGAGAUAUCGAUAAUGGCCUUCCCCUUCCCUUCUCGACGUACCUGCCUCUUGCUCGGACGAGACUCGCCGUCCUGGAGACCGAUCUCGACAAAGCCACUCUGCCUGCAAACGCCGCUCCGCUACAAGUGACAGUAGAGUCUCUCGUAGUGGUCGAAGGACGCCCUGUGGUCUCUUUCUCUCUGGGAAAAGGCAGGAUCGUGAAACAAGCGCAGGUCGAACAUCCCUCCCCUACAGAUGCGCAAGUGUUACUGGUCGCCACACACUUGGACUCGGCCGUGAAAUACAAACACCCUGCCGCCCUCCCUUUAGCCUGCGCCUAUGCUACCAUUCAGACCACGAUCAGUGGAUUGGAACUAAGAGUCUGGAUCCUUUGGGAGGAUACUGUAUCAUUGAGAGACAGAGUAGACCCAAAACUACUCGACAUAUUGGGUCGCUUUCUACCCUCUCACACCGCCACAACUCUAGAGUUCGAGCCCUGGGAGCCACGUCAAUUCUAUGAUAAUGUUCACGUACCCGAAAAGUCUGAUGAAAAUUCCGCAGAUAUCACUGUGCCGCGUCUCGAGUCCACUUUGUUCCCUUUUCAAAGACGCGGAGUGCGUUGGCUCUUGUCAAGAGAAGGUGCUGCUCUCAAGUCAACUGGGGAGCUCAGACCAUUACCUACAACCCCUGGGGAUUUCCUCCCACAAAGCUUCGAGAUGACCGAGAAUUUCGAGAAGGUUACAUGUUUCGUCAACCCUGCGUUGGGUGUGGUCUCCACCAGCUUGCCCUCAGUUCAAAGGGAAUUUGCCUCCGUCAAGGGUGGAAUUUUGGCGGACGAGAUGGGUCUUGGGAAGACACUAGAGAUCAUAUCGCUAAUCUGUCUGCACCCCAAACCAGUGCUUUUGAGCGACCCUCCAGGUUUGAGACAGUCCUCUGCUACAUUGAUCAUCACCCCUCCAACCAUUCUGGAGCAAUGGAAACAAGAGAUUCAGGAGCAUGCUCCAGCUCUACGAGUCUAUCACUACCACGGCGUCAGCAGCUAUAAGAAGUCUGGUGACAAACUUAUCGAGGAGCUUUUGGGUCAAGACGUGGUUCUGACAACGUACAACGUCAUAGCGAAAGAGGUACACUAUGUGGCAGAGAAACCUGAACGAAAUCUUCGCCGGCGUCAACGUUUCGAACCUCCCAAGAGUCCACUGACUCAGAUCUCGUGGUGGAGGGUCUGUCUGGAUGAGGCUCAAAUGGUCGAAAGCGGCGUUUCUUCUGCUGCUACAGUUGCCCGGCUUAUUCCUCGGGUCAAUGCUUGGGCAGUCACCGGUACCCCUUUGCGUAAGGGCCACAGAGACUUAUUUGGGUUGUUGCUGUUCCUACGUUAUGCACCGUGGUCGGCAUCCGCUCGAUUGUGGGAUCAUCUCAUCAGCUAUCACCGUCCUCUUUUCAGAGAUAUGAUUGGUCAAAUUGCUAUGAGACAUAGCAAAGAUUUUGUACGGGAAGAUUUGCGUCUCCCGCCUCAAAGCCGACACACGAUUACGAUCCCGUUCACGCCCAUCGAAGAGCAGCAUUAUUCCCAGCUUUUCCAGGAGCUUUGCGAGGAUUGCAAUUUGGAUCGGACAGGCGCUCCACAAAGCGACGACUGGGAUCCUGAUUCUCCUGUGAUCACUGAGAAAAUGAGGAUGUGGCUUACUCGCCUGCGACAAACUUGUCUCCAUCCCGAGGUUGGUGGUCGCAACCGUCGAGCCUUGGGACGGAGCCACAAUGGACCUUUGAGGACGGUUGAACAAGUCUUGGAUGUGAUGAUUGAUCAGCAAUACGGUCAAAUUCGUACUGCGCAGCGGAGUCGCUUAAUGGCAAAGAUAAGGAGAGGUCAGCUCAAAGAAAAUGCCAAUAUUACCAGCGAAGCCCUGCAGAUAUGGAGGGAGGUUUACGAGGAGUCUUCUGUCGUUGUCGAAGAAUGUCGCAAGCAAUUUGAAGAAGAACGUAAGACGUCCACCAUCAUCAAAGUGGCAGAAGAUGACGAUGACGAAUCAAAUCCUCGCCUGACAACGAUGCGUGCGCGACUACGGUCUGCCCUGGAAAUCCAGCAUAUUGCCAUCUUCUUCAUGGCUAAUGCAUAUUUCCAGCUGAAAUCCCCCGAGGCUGAGGAGAGCGAAUCAUAUCGGGAGUUAGAGAAAGAGGAAACAGCAGCCUAUGAAAAAGCAAAAUCAAUUCGAGGCGAAUUGCUCGCCGAAAAUCUCCGACAUGUCAAUAAACUGAUCACUAACGUCAGAACGAACCUCUCCAGCGGUUUGACGGCCAUUCCCCAUCUGCAGGUGCUUGAAGGCUAUGGGGGAAUCGAAAGUCGCAAGAUUUUUGACAAGAUUGAGGAUUACUGUGAAGCAAUGAAUAUUCAAGCGGAGCAAUUCCGUGAUUUGCGGACGAAGAUGGCCAAUUUCUUGAGCCAAGCACUAAUCGAUGAAGACGAGGGCGUGGAGUUGCAAGGCGACGAGUACGAAAGCUCCACCAAGCACCAAGAUGAGAUGUACGCAUAUAUGGAAGCGCUGAGAGCACUGUUUGCCGACCGCAGCGAAGCACUCAGUGGACAAGAAAACAUGCUCAUCAAGCAAGAAACGAAACAAUUCCUUCGUGCAGCUAAAGAGGGAGAAGGGCCAGCUCCCGAAUUAAUGCUGAAGCUACUCGCAGAACGUGAGCAGAAGCGAGUCAAAGUCAGCGAGUUCGGCUGUCUGCGAGGGAUAAUCGCAGAGGUCAGACAAAUGGUCAGCUCCCUGCAAUGGCAAGAAGGCAACGGUCAUAGUCGAGCAGCCCACGAGUCGGCAAUCCUCGAGCGUGUUCUGAAACAUAUGCAGCAGCUCAACACAGCACAGACUAAAGCCCUCACCAGCCUAGAACAGGAAGUCAACCAAUUCCGCGACACCAUGAACAGUCGCCUCGAUUACUACCGUGCCCUGCAGAAGAUCUCCGACACUGUCGCUCCUUACCAGGAAGAAAAUGUUGGAAAGCCUUUCCUGGAGCGGCACUACCACGACUUGGAAACCGAAGAGGCCAGACACCAACAGAAAAUUGUCUCUUUGUCCGCCAAGUUGCGGUAUCUACUCCACAUGAAGACUACGGAGACCAAGUCUUCAGCGCCUAGAGUAUGCACGAUCUGCACCGACCAAUUCGAGGUCGGAACCAUGACUUCUUGUGGGCAUCAAUUCUGCAAAGACUGCGUCCUGACAUGGUGGGCCCACCACCACAAUUGUCCCAUCUGCAAGACCUCACUACAACCAAACUCUUUCCACGACAUCUCCUACAAGCCAGCCGAAAUCGCCGUACAGGCUGAAUCACCAUCCUCGACUCCUCCCACGACGAACUCUCCUUCGAAUUCCGACCGAUCGCAUGACCAGUCCAUCUACUCAGACAUCAGCACCACGAUGCUCAAUCAAAUCAAGGACAUCGACCUGCGCGGCCCCAGUUUCGGCAGCAAAAUCGACUUCCUGUGUCGCCACUUAUUGUGGCUCCGCGAGCAUGACCCAGGCUGCAAAUCCAUCAUCUUUUCGCAGUAUCGCGAGUUCAUCGACGUGCUCGCCCGGGCCUUCGAUGAGUACAAGAUUUCCUCGACGCGGUUCGACGUCAAAAACGGGAUCGAAAAAUUCAAGGCCGACCCUGCUAUCGAGUGUUUCUUGCUACAUGCCAAGGCACAUUCUGCGGGCUUGAAUCUGGUAGUGGCCAGCCACGUGUUUCUGUGUGAGCCGCUCAUCAACACGGCGAUAGAGUUGCAGGCCAUUGCGCGCGUUCACCGGAUUGGGCAGUACAGAACCACGACGGUGUGGAUGUACCUCAUUGCCGACACGGUGGAGGAAAGUAUCUACGACAUCAGCGUUGCGAGGCGAUUGGCGCAUUUGAAGAGUAACACGGACACCGCUAAUCACGAUAAGAGCAAGGGCAAAGGUAAAAAGCCGACGAUAAAUAAUUCACGGUCAGGCACGGCGACGCCAGCCACCACCACCACCAAUACGAAUGCCGCGUCGUUGCAGGAGAAUGCGAUCGAUGCGGCGAAUUCAAUGGAACUCCAGGCCGCAGAUCUUUCGAGGCUGCUUACUGCGGGGAAGAAUGGCGGCGAGGUGGUGGACAAAGAGGACCUGUGGGCCUGUUUGUUCGGCCGGGUCAAGAAGCGAGAGGAGGUCAUGGGUAGAUUGGCCGAUUCACAACCUGCCGGUUCAGAGAUGGGCAGAUUGUUAAGAGCCGAAGCUGCGCAGCGGAGAUCUGAUGAGGACGUGCUGUGACUAUGACAUUGAUCCACUGGGUAUUCAGUUCCACGCCUCUGAUCUUUCCUUUUGGGAUGCGUCUCCUGUUGAAGUCCCUCGUUUGAAGCGAAUUGAGCAGACAAAGCUGGCCGGUUAGAGUUAGAAAUUGACCCCUUGGGGCAAUAUGAAUACUUUUCUUGCACCACCAUAGUACAG
Molecule: messenger RNA, 4521 nt
Organism: Exophiala xenobiotica
Lineage: Eukaryota; Fungi; Ascomycota; Eurotiomycetes; Chaetothyriales; Herpotrichiellaceae
Exons: 1
Coding region: 58-4344 (1428 amino acids)
Biological process (GO): DNA damage response; protein polyubiquitination
Cellular component (GO): nucleus
Molecular function (GO): ATP binding; ATP-dependent chromatin remodeler activity; ubiquitin protein ligase activity
Source: RefSeq, a predicted model, not a curated record